AUGAGUGAUCAUUCGAAGAGAAUUGCCUCUCAUAUGAACAAGGACCAUCAAUUGGCCUUGGUUGAUUACGUUGUGGUGUAUGGUAAGAUCCCAGCUCAUCAACUCGAGCCCGCCAGUGUUCAUAUUACUGCCGUUGAUGAAAAGUCUCUUACUCUUUCCUACAAGAGGAACGAUAAAGUUGAAGAAAUUGUUCUCGUGUGGAAUGAGCUCCCUGAGGAGGACAAGGUGGACGUGAAUGGGUUUAUGGACAUCAAGGCCAAGUUGAUAUCAAUGGCCAAGUAUGCUGCCGCUGUUCAAGGAUAUUCACACAAGCAGUUGAAGAAGGUAGUCUUACCCAAUAAGCCUCAGCAGUUGUUAAUGUAUCCUGUUGCUGCUGUUCUUGCAAUUGGAUCGUUCGAUAAGUUUUUUAUCAGGGACGUUAUUGCUAGGGACAAUUUCUUGUCCCAAUUGGCCUCAUAUGCUCCAUCCUUUUUGAAAACUGGUGGUGCUUUUUUGGAGGACCAUGUAAAGACCAUUGCUAUUGCAAUGUAUGCUAUUCAUUUGGUGGAAAUCGCUGUCGUAUCUUGGCCUAAGUUGAAGCAAUAUAGAGCCUCCGGUAAGAGAAAGUUGGCAUGGGCUGUCAUGCACUUCUUCGAAGGCUUUCUUAUUUUUAAAAGACUCAACAAAGCUUUGGAAGAUGCCCAUUAA
Molecule: messenger RNA, 687 nt
Organism: Candidozyma duobushaemuli
Lineage: Eukaryota; Fungi; Ascomycota; Pichiomycetes; Serinales; Metschnikowiaceae
Exons: 1
Coding region: 1-687 (228 amino acids)
Source: RefSeq, a predicted model, not a curated record